Henningerozyma blattae CBS 6284 is the source of this 2784-nucleotide messenger RNA. It is a transcript of the gene PWP2, whose product is annotated as snoRNA-binding rRNA-processing protein PWP2. Gene Ontology annotation, biological process: maturation of SSU-rRNA from tricistronic rRNA transcript (SSU-rRNA, 5.8S rRNA, LSU-rRNA); ribosomal small subunit assembly. The transcript has a single exon. NCBI's taxonomy places the organism in Eukaryota, Fungi, Ascomycota, Saccharomycetes, Saccharomycetales, Saccharomycetaceae. The coding region runs from base 1 to 2784 and encodes 927 amino acids. Gene Ontology annotation, cellular component: small-subunit processome; Pwp2p-containing subcomplex of 90S preribosome. Gene Ontology annotation, molecular function: protein binding. The record is from RefSeq and is a predicted model, not a curated record.
AUGAAAUCAGAUUUUCAUUUUUCAAAUUUACUGGGUACUGUUUAUAGACAAGGGAAUCUAGUCUUUUCGCAUGAUGGUAAACAGCUAUUAUCGCCAGUUGGUAAUCGUGUUUCUGUAUUUGACCUAAUUAAUAACAAAUCGUUCACUUUUGAAUAUGAACAUAGAAAAAAUAUCUCUACCUUUGAUUUAAAUAGACAAGGAACUUUAUUAUUAUCCGUUGAUGACGACGGUAGAGCCAUUUUAGUAAAUUUUAAAUCAAGAAACGUUUUGCAUCAUUUUAAUUUUAAAGAAAAAUGCACUCAUCUAAAGUUCAGUCCAGAUGGUAAAUGGUUUGCAAUUGCAUCUGGUAGAUUUCUACAGAUUUGGAAAACUCCAGAUGUUGGUCAAGAUCGUCAAUUUGCUCCCUUUGUUCGUCACAGAAUUCAAGCAGGUCAUUUUCAAGAUCUAACUUCUGUUUCAUGGUCUCAUGAUUCCAGGUUUUUAUUGACCACUUCAAAAGAUUUAACUUCCAGAAUAUGGUCUGUUGCUUCUGAAGAUAAAGAGUUGGCUUCAACUACCUUUGCUGGUCAUAGAGAUUAUGUAUUAGGUGCCUUCUUUAGCCAGGAUCAAGAAAAAAUUUAUACUGUUAGUAAAGAUGGUGCUUUAUUCGUAUGGGAAUAUACUACAGACCCUGAUGAAGAAGAUGUUGAGGAUGAAAGUGACGAAGAGAUAGAUUUGUCGAAAUAUAGCUGGAGAAUAACUGCAAAACAUUACUUUUUUGCAAAUCAAGCAAAGGUUAAAUGUGUUACUUUCCAUCCACAAACUAAUAUGCUAGUUGUUGGUUUCACUAAUGGUGAAUUUAGAUUAUAUGAAUUGCCAUCAUUUGUAUUGUUACAACAAUUGUCCAUGGGUCAGCAUCCAGUGAAUACUGUAAGUGUUAAUUCAACUGGUGAGUGGCUAGCUUUUGGCUCUAAAACUCUUGGUCAAUUAUUAGUUUAUGAAUGGCAAUCUGAGUCUUAUAUUUUAAAGCAACAGGGCCAUUUUGACACUUUGAAUGGCUUAACAUAUUCCCCUGAUGGUUCUAGAGUAGUAACUGCAUCUGAAGAUGGUAAGAUAAAAAUUUGGGACGUUGUUUCUGGUUUUUGCUUAGCUACAUUUGAAGAGCACACAUCUGCUGUAUCUGCUGUCCAAUUUUCCAAGAGAGGUCAAGUAUUAUUUUCAGCUUCAUUAGAUGGUACUGUUAGAGCGUGGGAUUUAAUUAGAUAUCGUAAUUUUAGAACAUUUACUGCCGCAGAAAGAAUUCAAUUCAAUUCUUUAGCAGUUGAUCCAUCAGGCGAAGUUGUGUGUGCUGGGUCCAUUGAUAACUAUGAAAUUCAAGUUUGGUCUGUCCAAACAGGUCAAUUAUUAGAUUGUUUAGCAGGUCAUGAAGGGCCAGUUUCAUGUCUAGCAUUUAGCCAAGAAAACAAUGUCCUAGCAUCAGCAUCUUGGGAUAAAACUAUUAGAGUGUGGUCAAUUUUUGGUAGAUCCCAGCAGGUGGAACCUAUUGAUGUAAGUGCUGAUGUGUUAGCGUUAUCUAUCAGACCAGAUGGUAGACAAGUAGCUGUUUCUACACUAAAGGGUCAAAUUACAAUGUUUGAUAUCGAGAGCGGUUUACAGGUUGGGAAUAUCGAUUGUAGGAGAGAUAUUAUAUCAGGUAGACAUUUAGAAGAUAGAUUUACCUCAAAAAAUUCAGAAAGAUCGAAAUAUUUUACUACCAUUCAUUACAGUUUUGAUGGUUUAGCUUUGGUUGCUGCAGGGAAUAAUAACUCUAUUUGUUUAUAUGAUAUUCCUAACGAAGUAUUACUAAAAAGGUUUGUCGUCUCUAAAAAUAUGACAUUAAAUGGUACUUUGGAAUUCCUAAACAGUAGUAGAAUGACUGAAGCUGGUUCUUUAGACUUAAUCGAUCGUGAUGGUGAAAACUCAGAUUUAGAGGACCGUGUGGACGAUUCACUGCCCGGAUCUAACAGAGGGGGGGAUUUGUCUACCAGAAGAUUAAGGCCCGAGAUUAGAGUAACAUCGAUUCAAUUUUCUCCAACUGCUAAUGCAUUUGCUGCUGCUUCUACAGAGGGGUUAUUAAUAUACUCUGUGGACGAUACCAUGUUAUUUGAUCCAUUUGAUUUGGAUAUGGAUGUUACACCAGAAAAUGUAAUAGAGAUUUUAAAAGAAAAAGAAUAUUUGAAUGCACUUGUUCUAGCCUUUAGAUUGAACGAAACAUACUUAAUAAAUAAAGUUUAUGAAGCUAUACCGAUUUCUGAGAUUCCUCUAAUUGGUAGUUCUCUUCCAGUUGUGUAUGCAUCUCGGUUCUUGAAAUUUAUUGGUGAUUUCUCUAUGGAAUCCCAGCAUAUUGAAUUCAACUUAUUAUGGAUAAAAUCAAUUAUUUCCUCACACGGUAAUUAUAUGAGUUCACAUAAGCACGAAUUUUCAACUUCGUUGCGUACAGUUCAAAGGUUUAUUGGUAGAAUUGCCAAAGAUAUUACCACCACUUAUUCUGAUAAUAAAUACGGUGCUAUGUUUUUAGUUUCUACAGAUGGUUCUAACGGUAAAGAUGAAGUAGAUGUAGAUGAUAUGGAACUAAUAAAUGAAAAUGAAGAAAAUGAGAAAACAACUUCUGAUCAGGAAAUGGAACCAGAGUCAAGAGAUGAUUCUAAAGAUGAUGAUGCUGAAGAUGAUGAUGAUGAAGAAGGAUGGAUUGGCUUUGACGAAAAGAAGAAACAGAAUUUACAAUUUGAAGAACCUGGUGAGUCAGAUGAUGAGGAUAUGAUCUAA